UGCCAUGUCACCCGGUUGCUUCGAUAAGUCUUUCCAGGAUAUUUAGUCUGGGAAUGUCUGAGGACUCCAAAGUAUUUAAAAGCUCAGUCUGAUCCCCGAUUGCCCAGGAUUCACGCACCAGGAUGCAGCUGCUUUUCGCUCCAAUCGUCGCCCUGGUACUGCUCCUCAUUGUCCAGCCGAGCCAGGCAUUAUGCAAUGGUGCCGCCGCGGUGUCGUGUUGUGUUACCGUCGCGCCUGCCAGCGACCCACUCGUUGCACUCCAAUUGUUUCUCGCAAAUAUCACGGCACCUACUCCCGACACCGUGAUUGGACUAGGGUGUGUCCCUGUGACAGCUGAGUCGGGUCGUUGCUUGACUAAGCUUGUUGGGUGUGAUGAUAACUCGCAUGCUAUUCUCGGUGUUGGCAUCGGCGUAGGAUGUGGCCUGAACCUUCAAGCCGCCUAAAACACGAUCUGACGGUUCGAAAGUCAUUUGUAGGAGAUGAAUGGAGGAAUACAAAUCUUUACGGCCU
Somion occarium is the source of this 510-nucleotide messenger RNA. NCBI's taxonomy places the organism in Eukaryota, Fungi, Basidiomycota, Agaricomycetes, Polyporales, Cerrenaceae. The record is from the annotation of a GenBank genome assembly.